This is a messenger RNA of Cercopithifilaria johnstoni, 1608 nucleotides long. Lineage: Eukaryota; Metazoa; Nematoda; Chromadorea; Rhabditida; Onchocercidae. The record is from the annotation of a GenBank genome assembly.
AUGCUUAGCUGCCUUCUAGCUGCUUUUUAUCAAUUCGCACUAUUCUUCUUCUAUUUCUUCUAUUUCCUUUUCAAAGGGAAACCAGAAUGGCAAAAAAUUGGAAAUGCUGAACGCUGUACAACGAACAAUUGCUGCUUGCACAAUCCGAAAGUGCAAACGGAUACCUCAUCAUCCGCUAAUUUCAAUACAGCUGAACAUUUUCAAGCCACCGAUAAAAACACCAAUAAUAUCAAAACGGAAGUUAGCUGGCGAGGAAAUAAACGAACAACAACAACAACAACAACAACAACAGCAACAACAUCAAAUUAUCAAAUGUCUCAAAAAAUGAAUUCAUAUCAACAGUUAAGCAAACAGUAUGCUAACAAAAUGGCACGAACGUUUCAAAAUUUGUGUAACGCUUUUUACAGUAUCCUGGAACGUAUUAGUACUAUUAUAAUGCAUUUCAUCGUAUGGCUUUAUUCGAUUAUCUACGAAUGUCUUGUUAGGUUAGGAACUUCAAUAAAAAUUUCUGGAACUCCAACAGGAAGUAUUCAUAACCAGAAACAAUUCCAAAAAACUAUUGUUGAAACAACUAGUGAAAAAAUUCAAGCAGAAUUACAACAACGUAAUAACCAACAAGAACAACAGCAACAACAACAACUACUACAACAAUCUUUUUCAACAGAAUUACUUUCCUCAAAAAUUUUUUAUAAGCAAUCAAUUAUCCAACCGAUAGAACUUCAUUUUAGAAAACAAAUCCAUACGAAUGAUUUUAACAAGCCUACUUUAGGAGAUCCAGAUGUUUCUGUUUCAGUGUUACCCCAGGCGCCAUUAUUACCACCUGUUUCUCUACCGGCUUUUAAAUUAUCAACAUCGGCAACAAAUACAAAAGAUGUUGAGAAAGUACCACCAAAAGGUGGUGUUGCUGUUUUGCCACUUGAUAUUAUGGCUGAAGCUCAUGCUCGAAUCAAAGAGCGUGAACAAAAAACCCAAUCACAAGAGAAUAACGAGAUGAAUACAGAAUGGACAGUGACAAGUAAAAGAUUUAUACCAGUCAAAUGGCCAGCGUCAAAGAUAGAAGAUAGAUUGAUAGUCGAGGAUAAAGCAAAUGAAGAUGGUGAAUCAUUGAAGUCAGCAAGAAAGAAUAUUGUUUCCAGGAUAAGUCGAUCAUCUGAUCAGGAUGCUCAAUUUAUUUUCCGUGCACCCACGCAUCACAAUAUAUUAUCAAAUCGAUUAUCGGAUGGUAAUUUUUUGAUGGGUAGAAGUGUUUUUACGCCAGUACGAGAAGCGGAAGAGAUGCGUGAUAGAGUAAAUCAACGGAUGACAGAGACUCCUUCGGAAAAUUUCUUCGGUUCACGCUUAAAUACUCCUUUAGAUGAUUUUUCUACUGCAUCACGCAUAAAUACGCCAUUCGAAGCAACCGCGAACUCACAUAUAACUUCAUAUUCAAGUUAUCCAGCUAGUCGUUCACGUUCACAAUCUCGAAUUCGUACUGUCUUCUCACCUCCGCCUAUUAACCAAAUACAUUCUCCGAGGAAAGAUGAAACCGGAAUAAAUAUGUUAAGACAACGUUCCAGAACCGUGGAACCUCGAUUAGCAGAGGGUACCGUAAGAGCUUUUACUAGGUAA